AUGAGUGCCUUUGAAGAGUUGGGAAUUUGCCCUGAAAUUAUCCAAGCAGUCGAGGAGGACGACUGGCUGCUUCCCACUCCUGUGCAGCAAGAGGCCAUUCCUCUUAUUCUUGGUGGAGGUGAUGUAUUGGUGGCGGCUGAAACUGGAAGCGGAAAGACCGGUGCUUUCGGUUUGCCUUGCCUCCAGAUCGUCCACGAGACCUUGCGCGGGAAAUGCAGCACCAGGUUGGCAUGUCAUUAA
This is a messenger RNA of Symbiodinium sp. CCMP2592, 240 nucleotides long. Lineage: Eukaryota; Dinophyceae; Suessiales; Symbiodiniaceae. The record is from the annotation of a GenBank genome assembly.